AUGUCGCUCAACAACCUAUUUGGUGAACAUGUAUCCGAACAUCCUAAACCUGACGGAAUCACUUUUACAUACGGGACUGCCGGGUUUCGAAUGAAUGCCAAGUACUUGGACUACGUCAAUUACACCGUGGGCAUUCUCGCUUCAUUAAGAUCCAAAAGCCUUGGAGGUAAAACCGUUGGGGUGAUGAUUACUGCCUCGCACAAUCCUCCUCAAGAUAAUGGGGUUAAAGUAGUGGAUCCAUUGGGCAGCAUGUUGGAGAGUGAAUGGGAAACUUAUGCGUGUCAAUUGGCCAACUCCAGUGCGGAGGACUUGGCGAGCACAGUUGAACAAUUGUCGAAAGAGUUGAAUAUCGACUUGAACAGCGCAAGCAGUGUUGUUAUUGCUAGGGAUUCCAGAGCGAGCAGUCCAGCGCUCAACAAAGCCACCAUUGAUGGGUUCAAAAGUGUUCCAAACACGCAAUUCGAGGAUUUUGGGUUGUUAACCACGCCCGAAUUACAUUAUAUCACGAGAACUUUCAAUGAGCCUGAAUUUGGCGAGAGAAAGGAAGACGGAUACUACAAGAAAUUAGCAACCUCAUUCAAAGAAAUUUUUAACAUUUCAAACAGGGGUAACAAGCUUGAUAUCACAAUUGAUGCAGCAAACGGUGUUGGUGCACCAAAAAUCGACACUCUAUUGAAAAAGUAUCUUGCCGAUGAAAUCAAAUUCAACGUUGUGAACGGAGACUACGAAAAGCCAGAGUUGUUGAACUACGAUUGUGGUGCUGAUUUUGUCAAGACAAAUCAAAAGUUACCGAAGAACGUUCAACCUGUUUCGAAUAAGCUUUAUGCAUCUUUUGAUGGUGAUGCCGAUAGGCUCAUUUGUUAUUUCAAGGACUCAAAUGAUGCAUUUGUUCUUCUCGAUGGUGACAAAAUAUCAACGUUAAUUGCUUUGUUUUUGCAACAAGUCUUCAAGAACAUUGAUUCAAGUAAAUUGAAACUCGAUAUUGGCGUGGUGCAAACAGCCUACGCCAACGGAUCCUCCACCAAGUAUGUUGAAGAAGUAUUGAAGUUGCCAGUUCGUUGUACCCCUACUGGUGUGAAACAUUUGCAUCACGAAGCAGAAAAAUUUGAUAUUGGUGUUUAUUUUGAAGCAAACGGACACGGCACUGUUGUUUUCAAAAAGGAAGCCGAGCGCAAGAUAUUCAAUUACAAAGCAAACUCACCAAAAGAAGAAACUGCAGUCAAAGUUUUACAAAACUUUAGUCAAUUAAUCAACCAAACUGUUGGUGAUGCAAUCUCUGAUCUUUUGGUUGUUUUGAUUAUAUUGCAUUAUCUUGAUUUGUCGCCGGAGCAAUGGAAUAAGGCAUAUUCUGAUUUGCCAAACAAGUUGAUCAAGGUUGUUGUCCCAGACAGAACUAUUUUCAAAACGACAAAUGCCGAACGAACCUUGGUUGAGCCUAAAGGUUUACAAGAAAAAAUUGAUCACUUGGUGGCAAAACACCCACAAGGACGUUCAUUCGUGAGGGCUUCAGGUACUGAAGAUGCCGUGCGUGUUUAUGCUGAAGCACAAACAAAGGAGGAUGUUGAUGCAUUGUCCAGUGCGGUUGCUGAUUUAUUAAAAUAA
Messenger RNA from Lodderomyces theae, 1602 nucleotides. It is a transcript of the gene AGM1, whose product is annotated as phosphoacetylglucosamine mutase. Gene Ontology annotation, biological process: UDP-N-acetylglucosamine biosynthetic process; carbohydrate metabolic process. Lineage: Eukaryota; Fungi; Ascomycota; Pichiomycetes; Serinales; Debaryomycetaceae. The record is from RefSeq and is a predicted model, not a curated record. Gene Ontology annotation, molecular function: phosphoacetylglucosamine mutase activity; magnesium ion binding. The transcript has a single exon. The coding region runs from base 1 to 1602 and encodes 533 amino acids.